UUUAAUUCUUCGCGAAGCUCAAACACUUCUUACUUCUUAGAUUCUAAAGCGCAGGAAGAAGAACAGCCCCGGACGCCAUCAUUGCUGGAUGGAAUUUUGACAUGUCCAGCUUAAUGCCUAUCCAACCCACGAGAGGAUCUCUUGAUGAACAAGAAGUGGUCUAAGACUGAAUCGGACUAAACUCGGUGAGUCGACAAUGCUUGCUCUUCUCUCUUCAAGACAGGUUCUCUCAAACAAAAGUCGGAGGUCCCAACUGGGUUUUUUCCAGAAAAAUGCUUUCUUUAUUCUUAAAUCAUUCACAUCGAUAGGAUUAUAUGAAUCUAAAGAAAAACAAGAAGAAGAAGAACAUUCUUUUACAGUGUCUUACCUCAUGAACUCAUGUGGGUUGUCCCCAAAAUCUGCUAUUUUAGCAUCCCAGAGGAUGGACUUUGAGAACCCAGAGAGACCGGACUCGGUGCUUAAUCUUCUCAAAGAGAAUGGAUUCACCAAUACCCAGAUCUCCAAACUCGUCAGGAUAAAUCCGCUGUUGCUUUUAUCUGAUCCCGAGAAGACCCUUUUGCCCAAGAUUGAGUUUUUCCUUUCUGUGGGGGUUUCGAGCUCUGACCUCCCUGGGAUCCUUUCUUCAAACCCAUCUUUGUUCGCAAGAAGCUUAAAGAAACACCUAAUCCCCUGCUAUGAUUUCCUCAAGAGUGUGCUUCUUGUCGAGGAGAAGGUCCUUACAACUUUGAAGCGCUCACCACGGGCUUUUCUAUAUAAUGUGACAAAUAAUAUGGCUCCUAACAUUGCACUUUUGAGACAACUUGGAGUGCCUCAAUCUGCCAUUUCUUUCUUGGUUAGUAAUUAUCCUUCUGAAGCGUUCACUACGCAUACUAGGUUUGUUGAGGCUGUCGAUGAGGUUAUGGAAAUGGGAUUCGAUCCCUUGAAAACGGUGUUUGUCCUGGCAAUCCAAGUGUUAUUGAAGAUGAGUAAACCAAAGUUGGAGUCAAAGUUGGAGCUUUAUAAGAGGUGGGGUUGGUCGAAGGACAUGGCCCUCUCAGCAUUUAAAAGGCAUCCAAAUUGUAUGCUUUUAUCGGAAGAGAAGAUCACGAAAGCAAUGGACUUCCUUGUGAACAAGAUGGGUUGGCCAUCUGCUAAUAUUGCUAUUAAUCCUGCAGUUCUAUUUUUCAGCUUGGAGAAGAGGAUAAUGCCUAGGUUUUCAGUUAUUCAGAUUUUACAAGCGAAGGGUUUGGUCAAGAAUGAUUUGUCCUCAGGAUCUUUCAUACUACCUAGUGAGAGGUACUUUGUGGAGAAGUUUUUGAUCAAAUUUCAGGAUGAUGUUCCUGAACUGUUGAAUGUGUAUCAGGGUAAGAUGGAUCUUGUGGAGGUUGGAAGUCAAUCUGAGAAUUUGUGUGGUGCUAAACAGUUGUAACAUUUUGACUUCCAACUUAAGGUAUGUGGCGAUAUGCUGUGCUUGAAAAUUACAUGAAUAUCUUUUACAUAUACACAUAACUUUCACGUGGUCACCAAACAGAACAAAGAUAAGAGGCAUCUUUUCCAUGAUGUGAACAGGUGAUGAAAUGUCCAAAGACGAAAGCGAUUUAGAAUUGAUCGGAAAGAUUUCUGGUAAGAGAUAAUGUUGAGUUUCAAAAGAAUUCAUUGUGAUUCUUUAAUAGGGAAUAUAUUGUGGUUACUAGUUA
Molecule: messenger RNA, 1676 nt
Organism: Alnus glutinosa
Lineage: Eukaryota; Viridiplantae; Streptophyta; Magnoliopsida; Fagales; Betulaceae
Product: transcription termination factor MTERF15, mitochondrial-like
Exons: 2
Coding region: 197-1408 (403 amino acids)
Biological process (GO): regulation of DNA-templated transcription; chloroplast organization
Cellular component (GO): chloroplast
Molecular function (GO): double-stranded DNA binding
Source: RefSeq, a predicted model, not a curated record